Messenger RNA from Capsicum annuum, 1680 nucleotides. Its product is annotated as endo-1,4-beta-xylanase 5-like. Bases 1 to 1680 code for a protein of 559 amino acids. NCBI's taxonomy places the organism in Eukaryota, Viridiplantae, Streptophyta, Magnoliopsida, Solanales, Solanaceae. Gene Ontology annotation, biological process: carbohydrate metabolic process. The transcript is spliced from 6 exons. Gene Ontology annotation, molecular function: hydrolase activity, hydrolyzing O-glycosyl compounds. The record is from RefSeq and is a predicted model, not a curated record.
AUGUAUUUGACAGGUUUCAAAGCUUAUGCACUCGACUAUGACUACAGUUAUACAGCCGAGUGUUUGAAAAAUCCUCUCAAACCUCAGUAUAAUGGAGGGAUAGUGGUAAAUUCAGAACUUAAUGAUGGAUUAAAUGGAUGGUCUCUUGCGGGAGGUGCUAAAAUCGGAAACAACGUUUCAAGUGAUGGAAACAAAUUCAUCGUUGCAUCAGAGAGGAAAGGAUCAUAUCAUGGGUUCUCACAAACAUUUCAACUGGACAAAGACAAGUUCUAUGUCAUUUCUGGAUGGGUACAAGUGAACCAUGGCGAUGAUACCAGUAUAGCAGUCAUAUUCAAGACACAAAGUGGUUUUCAACAUGCUGCUUGGGUCAAUGCUAAAUCUGGUUGUUGGUCCAUGUUUAAGGGUGGACUAGCAAAUGCUUCCGGUCCUGCUCAGCUAUAUUUUGAGACCAAUAAUACAUCAAUCGACAUAUGGGCAGACAGUAUUUCAGUACAACCAUUCAGCCAAGAAGAAUGGGAGUCCCAUCAAAAUCAAAGCAUUGAAAAGGUACGCAAAAGCAAAGUGGCAAUCCAAGUAGUAGACUCACAAGGCAAGCCUUUACCUAAUGCAACAAUCUCCGUAGAACAAAGAAGAGCCGAUUUUUCAUUUGGUGUUACUAUCAACAAAAACAUACUUAACAACAAUGCUUACCAAAAUUGGUUCUUUUCAAGAUUCAAGGUCACGGUAUUUGAAGAUGAAAUGAAAUGGUACAGUACCGAGGCAACUCAAGGCAAUGUAAACUACUCAACUGCUGAUGCAAUGGUCGAAUUAUGCAAGAGCAAAGGUGUUGCUGUCCGAGGCCAUAAUAUAUUGUGGGAUGACCCCAACCAUCAACCAACUUGGGUCCCUGCACUCUCCCCACAACAACUCUCUGUCGCUGCUGAUAAAAGGGUCGAGUCAGUCGUCGCGAAAUACAAAGGCGAAAUUUUUCACUGGGAUGUUAUUAAUGAAAAUCUUCACUUCAACUUCUUCGAGAGCAAACUUGGUCCAAAUGCAUCUACUCACUUUUUUCGUCUGGCUUCUCAGUUUGAUAAUACAACUCUCUUCUUAAAUGAUUUUUUUACAAUAGAAAAGACAUACGAAACAUCAUCACCAGCAAAUUACCUCAAGAAGAUUAAGCAAUUAAGGAAAGAAGGGUAUGGUGGUCCUCUUGGAAUUGGAUUGCAAGGACAUUUUUCUUUGCCGAUCCCUCCUUAUAUUAGGUCCGCACUCGAUAUGCUUGCUUCUGCAAAAUUGCCUAUCUGGAUCACUGAGUUGGAUGUUACUAAUACUACAAAUCAGGUAAUAUUCUUGGAUCAAAUUAUAAAGGAGGUAGUUAGUCACCCAGCUGUUGAAGGCGUACUAAUUUGGUCAGCAUGGAAACGAUAUGGAUGUUAUCGAAUGUGUUUGACUGAUAAAAAUUUCAACAAUUUGCCUACUGGAGAUGUUGUGGACAAAACUCGUGUGACAUUGUCACAUGAGGGCUUGGUUGGGAUUACGAAUGCAGAGGGUUAUUUUGAGACUUCACUGUUUCAUGGAGAUUACAAAGCCAUUGUUGCUCAUCCUUCGGUUCCAAAGUCAUUCCAAUACAAUUUUACAGUGACGCCCAAUGGUGGAAGUGAUCAUGUGAAAUCAUUAAGUUACAAAUUCACUACUGCAUGA